AUGCAAAGAUCUUUUGAAACAGAAUUAUUAGUUGAUAAAUAUAGACCAAAAAAGUUCCUUGAUUUAAUCGGUGACGAGAAUCUUCACAGACAAGUUAUGAAAUGGGUUAAAACUUGGGAUUUUUGUGUCUUUAAUAAAAACACUAUCGAUGAACAUGAUGAUCUUCAGGAUAAAUGGAAGCGUCCAAAUAGAAAAAUUUUAUUGUUGGCUGGCCCACCAGGAUCCGGAAAAACAACUUUAGCACAUGUAGUAGCCCAUCAUUGUGGCUAUAAUCCAAUAGAAAUAAAUGCUAGUGAUGAUCGUACCGGAAAAACCGUCAGCAAUUUGAUUAAAGAUGCUUUAGAAUCUCAAUCGAUCGUUUUUAAUAAAAAACCUUCAUUAAUAAUUAUUGAUGAAAUUGAUGGUGUUUCAAGUACUGGUGAUCAGAAUUUUAUUAAAUUAUUGAUAGAUCUGAUUUCUUCUUCAGACAUAUAUUUGCCUAAUGCUAUUGCCACUAAAGCUGACGACCAAAAAUCAAAUAAAAAACCAAAGAAGAGAAACCAAUUACUUCGUCCUAUUAUAUGUAUUUGCAACGAUCAAUAUGCACCAGUUUUACGUCCUCUUCGAACAAUUGCUCAAGUUUUUCAAUUUAAAAUACCGCCAAGCACAAUUGUUGCCAAUCGUUUAAAAGAAAUUUGCAAGAUCGAAAAAAUAUCAGUUGAUAUGAGAACUUUAUCUCAUUUAGCAGAAUCUGCAGAUGGUGACAUCAGAAGUUGCCUGAACAAUUUACAGAUCUUAAAAGGACAAAACAAAAGCAAAACAACUAAUGUGGUAGAUCUUGGUGGAAAAGAUAUUAAUCCUUCUUUGUUUAAAGUUUGGGAUGAAAUCUUUCAAUCUCAAACAUCAAAAAUAAUAAAAAUGGGAAAUAAUUUUAAAUUUGAUGAAUAUGGUAAUCCGAGAGAUCCUAAAUCUUAUGGAUAUAUAGAAUAUUUCGUUUCAAUGAUUUCUAAUAAUGGAGAUUAUGAAAAAUUGAUGCAAGGGUGUUUUGAAAAUUAUUUGGAUGUAAAAGUUCAUAAUCAGAUGUCAAAUAUAACUAAAAUGUCAGAAUGGAUCAAUCUUUACGACACUUUAAACACUUGGACUAAUACAAGACAAUCAUAUGAAUUAUUGGGUUAUUUUCCUUUUCCAUUGAUCAACUUUCAUCGAUAUUUUGCCAGCAAUUCAAAACAAUAUAUCAGAUUUCCAAAAAAAGAUUAUGAAAAUGCCACGAAGCUUAAGGAAAAUGAAAAUAUACUUACAUCCGUCCUGAAAUCGUUGCCUCCUACUAUUCAAUGUAAACUAAAUAUUGGAAGAUUCACUAUAGAAGUUUUACCAUAUUUAUUAAAAAUGAUAUCUCCUGAAUUAGUAUUGGGAAAAGUGCAAUUUGUCAAUGAUUCAAACAAACAUAAAAUAACAAGAAUUGUCGAAAUAAUGACACUGCUUAAUUUAAAGUAUACUAACCAAGCAAAUGAAAAUGGGAGUUAUUCUCUUGACCCAACGGAAAUUCAACACAAUGCUAGGAGACUUGUGGCUCAAGAGGUUCAUAAAGCUUUAAUAAAAAAAUUGGGAAAAGCUCCAGUAAAACAAUAUAGUAAAAAUAUGUAA
Entrophospora sp. SA101 is the source of this 1623-nucleotide messenger RNA. The record is from the annotation of a GenBank genome assembly. NCBI's taxonomy places the organism in Eukaryota, Fungi, Glomeromycota, Glomeromycetes, Entrophosporales, Entrophosporaceae.